This is a messenger RNA of Myripristis murdjan (pinecone soldierfish), 1205 nucleotides long. It is a transcript of the gene zar1l, whose product is annotated as zygote arrest 1-like. The transcript is spliced from 4 exons. The record is from RefSeq and is a predicted model, not a curated record. Gene Ontology annotation, biological process: translation. Gene Ontology annotation, cellular component: cytoplasm. Lineage: Eukaryota; Metazoa; Chordata; Actinopteri; Holocentriformes; Holocentridae. The coding region runs from base 29 to 922 and encodes 297 amino acids.
ACACCCCGCCUGUUUUGAUGGCUCCACGAUGGAGGGGUUCGUGUCCACGGUUUUACCAUACAAUGCCAGUGGCAACCCGGCCUGCGGUCCCUUCCUCCAGGGCAGCAGCUGGGCCAAGAGAGAGGGCCGCUUCAUGACCCCCCAGGGCCUCAAUUACCUGGAGCUCUGCAAGGCCAUCCUGUCCCAAGUCAACCCUGUCGUGCCCGCCAAAGCCGCGAAAGGAAACACGAAAGAGUGCGGCGUGCAAGUGAAUGCAAAAGUGGAGAAAACCAUCCAGUGCUCGCUUGGCCCCAAAACACUGUUCUCCCGGGAUGACGAAAACCCAGCCUCGUUCAAGUCCCCGAAAAGCCUGGAUUCGUCCAUGUCACACGGAAAGGCGCGGUGCAACACACCGGUGGACCGCAUGCGGUUUUUGCGGCCCGUUUCGAUCUACUCUCCGGUGUUUGAUCGCAGAAUCUGUCUGAGGAAAGUUAGUGAUGACGAGGAGAGUGAGGCUCAAGUUGAAGCCGUCGAGAAACCUGAGCGCGACAGCGACUCGGAGGCGGAUCAAGCCGAGCUAAAGGAGUUAAAUGCGCCCCCACAUCGGGCACCCAGGGGGUCCAACUUUCAGUUUCUGGAGCAGAGGUAUGGCUUUUUCCACUGCAGAAAAUGCAACAUCCGGUGGGAGAGUGCUUAUGUGUGGUGCAUCUCUGGAACCAGUAAGGUGUACUACAGGCAGCUCUGCAGGAAGUGUCAGGUGGGGCUCAAUCCCUACAAAGUGGAGUCCGUUCUCUGCAAGGCCUGUUCCAAGACCUCCUGCUGCUGUGAGAAGAAGCAGAGGCACAUAAACAUGAGGCGGCCUCACCGCCAGGACCUGUGCUGUCGCUGCAAGGGCAUGAAGCUGUCUUGUGACGCCACCUAUAGCUUCAAAUACAUCAUCUGAGUGGGGAUUUUUAAGCCAGGCAGAAUGUUUGCUUUGGAAUUAAUCAUCCCUUAUAAUUCAUGCAGAUGUGAUGGCUUUUGCUAUCAAAGUUGGGCCAUGUUACUUGUGUCUGACGUACCUAUAUCACAGGUGGAGUUGCCUCCAGUAACAAACUGGCCGAGACUGAGCCACGACUUGAGUGGUGAAUCUCUUGGGUGGUUAUUCGAAGCAACUUCUUGGUGCUUAGCAAAAAAAUUAAACUAUUUUUGUAAGUAAAAAUAAGGAUUAAAUGUUUUGCAGCAAA